AUGGACGCAGCUGCAGUGGUGACUCUUCUGGCUCUGCUGGUGGCGAUGGCUGGCGUCAGUCGGGCUCUUCACAUCCAGGGUGGUGUGGACAAAAAUGACAUCCUGCCGGGCAGCUCAGAGGAGAACAUGGUCGACCGCCUGUUGGGGCUGGAGAGUGAAAACACAGAUAGCAGCGUUGACGAUCGCCUGCUGACCUCAGUGCUCAGAGCUCUGCUGCUCGGAUCUCAGAGAGAAACCAGGAACUCAGUCCUGCAUCAGCCUCAGAGGUUCGGCCGUGAUUCCAGAGGGCAGGUGGUGAUGGACGACCAAAUACACACUCGUAACUGGGACGCCGCAGCCCCCAGUCAGAUCUGGAGUAUGGCCGUCCCCCAGAGAUUUGGCAAGAAGUAA
Messenger RNA from Limanda limanda (common dab), 390 nucleotides. RefSeq names its product neuropeptide FF-amide peptide precursor like (gene npffl). The coding region runs from base 1 to 390 and encodes 129 amino acids. The transcript has 3 exons. The record is from RefSeq and is a predicted model, not a curated record. Lineage: Eukaryota; Metazoa; Chordata; Actinopteri; Pleuronectiformes; Pleuronectidae. Gene Ontology annotation, molecular function: neuropeptide hormone activity.